AUUUUCCUGCCAUUGGUGAAGGUUGAGACACUUCUUGGACUGUAGGGACAUCUGCAGCUCUACUGAGCAAACUUUCCCAGUACUGUCGCCUGGGUUCGACUCACGAUUGCUGCCGCGGUCUAGCUUCCUCAGCAUCUCCCUCAUGAUGGCAGAACCUGAGAAUUUCGAGGAGGAUCUCUUCGCCGACCUCUACGAUGAUAACGACACUGCAGCGACACCCGCAGCUUCGAAGCCGGAGCCGUCAUCUGAGCCUCAUGCACCCGCCGCCCCCGUGCCCGAGUACAACCCCGACGAGUCGGCCCAUGCUGCUGCCGAGCAAAACGGCUAUGGAGAGGAGUAUCAUGAAGAUACUUAUGAGGAUGAUGACGAUGUCAACUUCAACCUGGGCAAUACUGCGUCGAAUAACGAUGCAAACUCCCACUCGCAACAAGACGUAUCUACUCCGACAUACCACAGUCACAGUGGCCGAGGCUCUAGUGCCAAAGAAGACGGGUAAGUAAAUUUGCUUCAAGUUUCCCCCCGCGUAUCGUACUUGCACGCAGCCAUCAAUCAUAUCGGCCCCGCGCCCCAUUUGCAUUCAUUGCGAUGGAAGGGGGUCAUCUCUGGAAAGUUGGGUGUUAUCAUUGCAUUUGG
Pseudomassariella vexata is the source of this 633-nucleotide messenger RNA. RefSeq lists its product as uncharacterized. The record is from RefSeq and is a predicted model, not a curated record. Bases 143 to 496 code for a protein of 117 amino acids. The transcript has 2 exons. NCBI's taxonomy places the organism in Eukaryota, Fungi, Ascomycota, Sordariomycetes, Amphisphaeriales, Pseudomassariaceae.